AUGGCGGCCGCCGUGGCGGCGGGGGCCGCGGGCGGGGAACGCGGGCGGCGGCGGGCGCUGGGCCGGGCGCUGGCGGCGGCGGCGCUGGCGGCGCUGGGCUGGCUGCAGGCGGCGCUCGGCGCCGGGGCUGCCUCCGGCCCCCGCCUGCUGCAGCCGUACCCCCCCGGCCGGCACGGCCCUCGGCACCACCACCGCGACGUCCGGGACUGCCAGCCCCUGCAGCACGGCAACGUGACGCACGAGGCGUGGCCCGGCGACAGCAGCACCGGCCUGCCCCUGGCCACCACCAGGACCUUCGUCUCCUACGUCCCCUCGGUGGGCGACGGCCGCAGGGUGGUCUACGGCCACUUCACCUUCGUGAGGAACCCCCGCAGGACCCUCUCCGUGCUGGAGCCCGGCGGCGUGGGCGGCUGCCAGGCUCGCCGCAGAGCCCCCGUGGAGGAGACGGCGAGGCUGGGCAAGUGCCUGGUGGCCCAGAACGGCGGCUACUUCGACAUGGAGACCGGGGAGUGCCUGGGGAACGUCGUGAGCGAUGGGAGGCUGGUGAGGAACGCCCGCGGCCUGCAGAACGCCCAGUUCGGCAUCCGGAAGGAUGGCACCAUGGUGUUCGGCUACCUGUCCGAGGAAGAUGUUCUGGACCAAGCAAACCCUUUUGUUCAGCUUGUGAGUGGAGUGGUUUGGCUCCUGAGAGACGGGGAAGUGUACAUCGGUCAGAGUCAGACGGCUGAGUGUGAUGAAACUCAGUCCACAGGAACCUUUGAGAAGUUCAUCAAUGUGAUAUCAGCCAGGACCGCAGUUGGACACGACAGUCAAGGGCAGCUGGUCUUGGUUCACGUGGAUGGACAGACAGAAUCCAGAGGGCUCAACCUCUGGGAAAUGGCUGACUUUCUGAAGCAGCAGGGAAUCAUCAAUGCGAUCAACCUGGAUGGUGGAGGGUCCGCAACACUAGUCCUAAAUGGGACCCUCGCAAGCUACCCGUCAGAGCACUGCUCCUUUGACAACAUGUGGCGUUGCCCUCGGAGCAUCUCGACCAUCAUGUGCAUCCACGAGCCCGCCUGCGAGCCCGCAGACUGCAGCGGUCACGGGGACUGUGUGCAAGGGGAGUGCCGCUGCGCUGGGGACUUCUGGAGAGGUCCAGCCUGUGACAUGUUGGACUGCGGCCCUUCCAACUGCAGCCUGCACGGCACCUGCACGGACUCUGGAUGCCUGUGUGAUGCUGGCUGGGUUGGCAGCAACUGCAGUGAAGCUUGUGCAAGCGGUUCCUACGGGGAUGCUUGCACCCAGAAAUGCCAGUGCCAGAAUGGUGGCUCGUGUGACCCCGUGCACGGAGCCUGCUCCUGCCCAGCUGGGUACUAUGGCACCAGCUGUGAGCAUGCAUGCCCCAUGGGCUGGUAUGGGCCAAACUGCCAGCAGCUCUGUGCAUGUGAACAUGCAUGUCCCUGCGACCGAGAGACGGGCAGCUGUAACAUCACCUAUGAUUUGGCAAUACAGGACCAGCUAAACAAAGCUGGGCAGUGUUUGGCUUCCCAGAAUAAGGGAAAGAGCAAAGAAAAAUUCUCUCUGUCAGAAAGAACCUGGAUCUCCAUGACCUCUGUCUUGGCUCUGCUUCUUGUGAUUAGCACCAUGGGAAACAUAGGCUUCUUUCUCAAGGCCAGGUCAGAGAGGCAACGUAAAAGUGGUGAUUAUCUCUAUCACCCCCUGAUGGAGAUGAAUGGAGAAGCCAGUCAUAACUCCACAUCUGCUGCCUGUGAGACUGAAGAUACUCAGGAAUAAAUUCAGACGCUCCUUUAGAGUCCCAGAUGAGAAAAGAAGAGGAGCAGCGUGCUCUGCUCGGCUGCAUGGCCCAGCCAGUAAGGUACCACAGUCUCAAGCUCUCACCUGGGGAAAAGAAGAGGAGGCAGCAGCCUGAGCAAGACACUCCUGAGCUGUGGACUGGGCUCGCCCUACUCCAGCCCGUUCAGCGUGUGCUUUCCUACCACCAGGCUGCCCUGGGCCAGCGGUACAGUCCCUACAGCAGCCUUGCUUCUUGCUGCCAGAACUGCCUUUCCCUCCUCAGGGGACGGCAGCCAUCAGGGGCUGGGACCAUGAUCGGUACUUCAAGCAACCCAAGAUCCUGAACAUCUCAGCUGGAAACUGGAUAUUUUUAUUUGAACACAUAAUUGCACACUGAAUUAAUAUGAGUUUGCUUCCAUGUGAGGGGAAACUAGCCUUUAACAUGCUACUUUAAUGCUGCAAAUUGGGUUUUUAAAGCCUGUCUGAGCCUGAAUGUUUUUAAGCACUCUAUUUUUAUCUCUUCAAGCAAAGAAUAUGUAAUUUUUGUGCCACUGCUGGCAUCAAAUCAAACUGUAAACUGAAGAUUCUAUUAUUUUUUUAUUUACAGAAGACAACUUGCCACUUGAAUAAAGUCAA
This is a messenger RNA of Cygnus atratus (black swan), 2409 nucleotides long. RefSeq names its product N-acetylglucosamine-1-phosphodiester alpha-N-acetylglucosaminidase (gene NAGPA). The record is from RefSeq and is a predicted model, not a curated record. NCBI's taxonomy places the organism in Eukaryota, Metazoa, Chordata, Aves, Anseriformes, Anatidae. The transcript has 12 exons. Bases 1 to 1773 code for a protein of 590 amino acids.